Molecule: messenger RNA, 536 nt
Organism: Fukomys damarensis (Damara mole-rat)
Lineage: Eukaryota; Metazoa; Chordata; Mammalia; Rodentia; Bathyergidae
Gene: Rps16
Product: ribosomal protein S16
Exons: 5
Coding region: 16-456 (146 amino acids)
Biological process (GO): maturation of SSU-rRNA from tricistronic rRNA transcript (SSU-rRNA, 5.8S rRNA, LSU-rRNA); translation
Cellular component (GO): ribosome; cytosolic small ribosomal subunit
Molecular function (GO): structural constituent of ribosome; RNA binding
Source: RefSeq, a predicted model, not a curated record
UCUACUUUAGCAACCAUGCCGUCCAAGGGUCCGCUGCAGUCCGUGCAAGUCUUCGGUCGCAAGAAGACGGCCACAGCUGUGGCACACUGCAAACGGGGCAAUGGUCUCAUCAAAGUGAACGGACGUCCCCUGGAGAUGAUCGAGCCGCGAACGCUGCAGUACAAGUUACUGGAGCCUGUUCUCCUUCUGGGGAAGGAGCGGUUUGCUGGUGUUGACAUCCGUGUCCGUGUGAAGGGUGGUGGUCAUGUGGCCCAGAUUUACGCUAUUCGCCAGUCCAUCUCUAAAGCCCUAGUAGCCUAUUACCAGAAAUAUGUUGAUGAGGCUUCCAAGAAGGAGAUCAAAGAUAUUCUCAUCCAGUACGAUCGGACCCUGCUCGUGGCUGAUCCCCGUCGCUGCGAAUCCAAAAAGUUUGGAGGCCCUGGUGCCCGUGCUCGUUACCAAAAAUCCUACCGAUAAGCUCAUCAUAAGAAUUGGCAUUGACCUUUGUAAUAAACACGGAAUUUUAACGUUGCAAGGACUGUUCCACCGUCUCUGGU